Messenger RNA from Caenorhabditis sp. 36 PRJEB53466, 526 nucleotides. The record is from the annotation of a GenBank genome assembly. NCBI's taxonomy places the organism in Eukaryota, Metazoa, Nematoda, Chromadorea, Rhabditida, Rhabditidae.
AUGGACUCCGACUGGCUCUUCCAACUCCUCCAUCCCUAUCUCGCUCUUCUCGGGCAGGAACUGGCGGCUCCUCGGAAGACGUAUCUGAUAAAGGACAUCCUCGACUUGCCCACUUCGAAUGGUGAAAUUGACGAGUUCGGAAGAUGCAGUGAGUUCUGUUUUCAGAAUCAUUUCUAUAUCGAACAUUCAGAAGCGAGUUUGGAGAAGGAAGCGCCAGAGGAGAAGAACUCGAAAAUGAAGAAGAAGAAAGCGAGAACGACUUUCUCUGGCAAGCAGGUGUUCGAAUUGGAGAAGCAGUUCGAGACGAAGAAGUAUCUGUCGAGCAGUGACAGAAGUGAAAUCGCCCGUCGGCUGGACGUCACUGAGACUCAGGUAGUUCCCUCUUCCUCACUUUCCCACGGUUCCGUGCUCCUUUCAGGUAAAGAUCUGGUUCCAGAAUCGGCGCACCAAAUGGAAGAAGAUCGAGUCGGAAAAGGAGAAGUUCGCGCGGACAAUCACUGAAGAUCAGAUCGUGAAACCGCAAUGA